CUCCUCCUCCACACGAGCAACGAAGAUGGCGCAGGACGGUACGGUGCCCAGCGAUCUCUUCCAGCAUGUGUACUCGUUUCUCGUGGAAAAUAAGUUCGCCAAAGCCGCGAAAGAGUUUUUAAAGAAGGCUAAAGUGAAACCUCAAGAUCAAAAUGAGGACAGUCUCUUGGACAUCUUCAAUUUUUGGGUGAAGUCUCCAGAAACCAAAAAGCGUAAAGCAGUCACCAGUGGCCCUUCGGCGGUCAACGGCCCAUCAGCCAAGAAAGCAAAGAAAGAUGCGGUGAGUUCAAGUAGUGAGGACUCCAGCAGUGAAGAGGAAGCUGCAGCACCUGCCAAGAAAGUCGUACAAGCGAAAGCUCCUGUUUCAAAGAAGCCAGCAGCUGUAGCUGCUAAAAAGAGCAGCAGCUCUGAAGACUCCAGCGACUCGGAGGAUGAAGCUCAGGCUAAAACAGCAGCAAAGAAGCCUGCAGCUGUGAAACCUGCUGCAGCAGCAGCCAGGAAGAAAGACACCAGUUCCAGCAGCGAGGAGUCCGACUCUGACGAGGAGCCGGCCAAAACUCCAGCUAGAGGAGCAAAGGCCAAGCCUGUGGCAGGGACCCCCAAACCGGCGUCCACUCCAGUGUCUGCAGCUCAGAAGAAACAGGACAGUAGCAGCAGUGAGGACAGCUCUAGUGAAUCUGAGGAUGAGGCUCCAGUUAAGACAGCAGUAAAAGCACCAGUCCCAGUGAAGACCCCUCCAGCUAAACCUGUGGCUCCUGCAGAGUCCAGCAGUGAGGAGUCAUCCUCCGAUGAGGAAGAUGCCCCUCCUACUAAGAAACCCAAGACUGGACAAUUCAAUGCCGUACCACCCCCGGGAACACUGACAGCUCGUGCUCCAGUCAAAGCUCCUGCAGCUCCAGUUAAGACUGUGACUCCCAAAGCUACUGCUAAGAAGGACUCAUCCAGUUCUGACAGCUCUGAUUCAAGUUCAGAGGAUAAAGCAAAGAAACCAGCUGCUAAAACUGCUCCAGCUAAAGCAGCCCCAGCUAAGAAAGCACCUAAAAAAGUCGCUCAUGCUCAGAAAAAGGACUCUUCAAGUUCCGAUUCUUCAAGCUCAGAGGACGAAGCAGCAAAGCCUGCUGUCAAAGGCACACCUGCAAAAGCGGCAUCUGCUAAAUCUACACCUGCAAAAGCUGCAUCUGCUAAAUCUACACCUGCAAAAGCUGUAUCUGCUAAAUCUACACCUGCAAAAGCUGCAUCUGCUAAAUCUACACCUGCAAAAGCUGUAUCUGCUAAAUCUACACCUGCAAAAGCUGCAUCUGCUAAAUCUACACCUGCAAAAGUCACCCCGGCUGCAGACAAGGCUUCAUCUUCUAGCUCUGAAGACUCGGGCGAUGAGGAGGCGGCCAAGAAACCAGCAGCUAAAGCUGUCCCAGUUAAACCUGCGCCAGCCAAGAAAAUGCCAGCUAAAGUCAAGCCCACUGCAAAAGAAUUGUCAUCAUCUAGCUCUGAGUCUGAGGAAGACAAACCCGCCACAAAACCAACCCCAGCCAAGGCUGCUCCUGCUAAAGCUGCUCCUCCAAAGACGACCCCUGCUAAGAAAGAUGAUUCUUCAAGUUCAGAUUCAGACAGCUCUGAAGAUGAGGCACCAGCUAAACCAGCAGCUAAGUCCAAGCCUUUGAGCACUCCUAAACCUGCAGCCAAGCCCGCCGAAUCCAGCUCUGACUCGGACAGCUCUUCAGAUGAAGAACCUCAAAAGAAACCUGCCGGCACACCGGUAUCCAAACCUGCUACCCCAGCAAAACCUGCCCCAGCCAAACCAACUCCUGCAGCCAAACCAACUGGUAAACCAGCGGCAAGCAGCUCGGACUCAGACAGCUCUUCAAAUGAUGAGGAACCUCAAAAGAAAGCCGUCACCACACCGGUAUCCAAACCUGGUACCCCAGCUAAACCUGCAGUUGCAGCUAAACCAGCUGAUAGUAGUUCUGACUCUAAAACCGACAGCUCUGACUCUGAACAUGAGACUCCGGCUGCUAAGAAAGCUAAACCAGCAGCAGCUACUGCUACUAAGAGCCCUGCUUCUGCCUCCAAACCACCUGCUCCAGCCAGUAAGAAUGCAGCUGAGUCCAGCAGCAGUGAUUCAGGCAGUUCCAGUGAAGACGAGAAGAAAGUAAAGACUACUGUGACACCCAAAGCAGCAGCAACUAAGCCGGCCGUGACUCCAGUUAGCGCGAAGAAAGCCGAGAGCAGUAGCUCAGACUCUGAGACAGAGGCUAAGAAGACUCCCGCCAAGCCUGCAGUCACCAACAGAAAGGCUGCUACAACAAAAACACCCACCUCAGCAGCGAAGACGCCAGCUAAAAAGACAGCAAAGCCUUCAUCCUCGAGUGACAGCAGUUCUGAUGAAGAGGAGUCUCCUAAAACACCAGCUGUGAAGACACCACCUGCUACAAAAGCACAGGCUGCUAAGGCCAAAGCAGACAGCAGCUCGUCUGAGGACUCUUCAUCUGAAGAAGAAGAGGAGACGACGGCGACACCCAAGACUCCUGUCACAACAAACGGCACAAAGAGCAAAAAAAAGGGCAAAGAGGAAGAAACGACAACACCCAAGAAUGAAAUCACCACAUCCACACCUCAGACUUUUCCCAGAACCAAACAGAAGGAAAGCAAUGCUCCUUUUCGUAGAGUAAGAGACGAGGAAAUUGAGCUGGACCCCCGCCUGUCAAACAAUUCAUUCGAUGCAAAGAUGGGAGCCAACGGUGACUGGGGCCAGAAAGCCAACAAUGUGCUUAAAUUUACCAAGGGCAAAUCUUUCCGGCAUGAGAAGACCAAGAAGAAGCGUGGCAGUUAUAGAGGCGGUGCAAUCUCCACCUCAGUGAACUCCAUUAAGUUUGACAGCGACUGAGAUUACAAACGAAAUGAACCUCUAUAUCCGUAUCCGUCUUUCGCGUUUGGGGCUAUAUCAGCUCUAAAAAGCACUGUUUUGAGCCGUCUACCCUCUGUUCCUGCACAGCUGACACCGCUCUGCUAUGUGUUGGACACUGACUGAAGGCGGCAGGAAUCGAGGGCUUGGUGAGGCGUAUGUAUGUAUGGCAGUCAUUUUUUUACACUCUUAUCUUUCAUGCAGUUAGACACCACAUGGUGGCGCCAAGUCAUUGCGUUUAGGUUUUUUUCAUUAGUUUAUGUAAAAUAUGGUUUUGGCUUUACUGUAAAAUGUUUCUUAAAGUUGGCUUGACAAAUUAUAUACGGUUGUCCUUAACAGGUAAUUUGUUAAUAUAAUAAGAGAAUCACUCCGUCAUUUCUAGUAUGUGUUAAUGAAAUGUCAAUAUGGUUGCGUUAACGUUUUAUGAGCCUGUGUAUCUUGAGCCUGGUGAUUUGUCUUAUUUGAAGAUGAAGCUGUUGUUAAUGACUCCGCCCACUUCUGUUUGACAGACACUGGGAGACCACCCUUAAAAUAACACAUGAAUCGUCCUCGUUUGGUUUUAGUUUGAAUAUUUUAUGGUUUCAUAUGUUACGCAGGAUUUUGUAAUUUGGUCUCCUUUAUGAUCAGUCUUAUAACUGUAAUUAAAACAUGGACUGAAACUCAA
Molecule: messenger RNA, 3566 nt
Organism: Sinocyclocheilus anshuiensis
Lineage: Eukaryota; Metazoa; Chordata; Actinopteri; Cypriniformes; Cyprinidae
Product: nucleolar and coiled-body phosphoprotein 1-like
Exons: 14
Coding region: 26-2884 (952 amino acids)
Cellular component (GO): nucleoplasm; nucleolus
Molecular function (GO): protein binding
Source: RefSeq, a predicted model, not a curated record